GGUCCAGUUCACAAUGUACUCCAUCCUCCUGGAGCGAAAAGAUCACCGUUGGGAAUUUCUGCUAACUUUGCUCACUUUGAGCCCCAAGAGUUCCAAAAGUUAAGUUGAAUCUUUCUUACCUUUUGAAAGACUUUGAUUUUGUUUUCAGUUUGCAAAAGGAUCUGUCUAGUCAUCCAUCCGUCUACCAGAGAUGACAGAUCUAACUAUUGUAACCCAAUUUAUUUAGUAAAUAACUUGGUAUAUAUUCGACAAGUCUUUUUCAGGUUGUUUAAAAUCAGGUUAGUCACAAGUAGGGAAUUGAUGCUGUGAUUUACGUUUGUUUUGUGAUGACCUAUUUUAAGCAAUAUUUAAACUUAUCAAAUCUCAAUUUUUGAAAAAAAAUCAAAGAAUAAUUUUUAAAGCGUGUUAUUAUAAACUUACAUUUUAAUUUGCUACCUAAUUAUGCCACUUCAUUGCAGAAUCUAUGCAAGCAAUAUGCAAAUUGAUUUGAGCAGAAACUCAGGGUGAGGGACACUUUCUUAAUCAUGCAAAACUUUGGACAUAGUUUGCACUGGAAUUGCAACUUGUGUAUUGAGCGGACUUGACUCCUCUACACUUUGCUUGUUUUUAUCUAUUACUUAUGACUCAUCUUCUGACAAAGCUUACCUUUUCUGAGGUGCAUAAAUGAUUCCAAGAAUUCAGCAUAUGUUUGUUCAUGACUGCUGCAAAAUCUUUCCAAAGCAUCAAAGGCUAUUCCUCCUUCCUCCAUAAUUUGUGAUCUCAACACUGCUCACAUCUCUAGUGUAGAUAUUUCAUCUAGAAUACAAAACAGGCAUAGGAUAGCUACAAUAAAACAAAUGGGCCCAUUUGGUCAAUGGUGAGGUGCACGGGCUCACUCAUUAUUUACUUCAAAGGAAGUAGUCCACAAAGAUCUAGCGACCUCUGUGGUGAAUAUUUCAUGUCUUUCAAAGUUAAAUUGGAUCUGUCAUAAAUGAAGGAUAUCUCCAGUUCUGUCAAUCAACAGGCUAAGCAGUGAACCAUAAUAAAGAAUUUUCACUGAUGGCACACCAAGAAGUUAAACAUUCCAAUUGCCCAUCAUUUGUUAAUCAUUUUACACGCAGGGAAACAAAGAUAGUAACAUAUACAUGGAAUUUAUUUUUAAAAGACUGAAAUAUAACAAAUAAACUUUAAAUCAAAAUAAAAUAAAAAUCUAUGGCUCAUUAUGAAUUCUGUCUGCACAGACUUCAAAAGCAUGCCCUAUGAUUGAGUGAGGAAAGAGUGACUACAAAAUUGCAAAUACAUGGAGUUCACAAGUUUUUGUCAGGAAACUGCAUAUUUCAGACAUUCAAGGACAGGUGAAAGAACCAAAUUAACCCUUUGAAAACAACUCUCUAAGUAGUCCAGACAGGCCACCAGGUUGUCUGCUAACACUUUAGAGAUCCUGGUGAAGGCAGUGAACAAAAUGAGGAAGAUCCUGUUCCUUGCUUGGCUCUGAAAGUUAUACCUUCUCCAUCAAUGGAAACAGGGCAUAGCUCAACCCAGUAACUUAACCUUAUAGGACAUGACAGUAAUGCUGGAGGGGGAGGAAACAAUUAAAUUACUAGGAUUACCAAGGGAAAAAAAAAUCUAGAUCUCUAACUCCCUGCUGAUACCUCCAAACUCACUGAUCAAAAUACUCCUGUCCCCAUUUCCUUUCAGUCUUCUCCAAUCACUUGACCACAUUUCUUUUCACUUAUCUUUUUCGUGCUCUCACCGUGAUUGCAAUCCACGUUCAACUUUUUACCUGGUCAUAGCCAGGGCUGUCUCAGCUAAUACAAGUGCCUGAUCAUUGUCACAUAUUAGAUGCUGAAGUACCCACUUUAUGUCUGAAUUACAGUGGUGCUAUCAAAUGUCUUGGGCAUUUUCUUUAAUUUGAAGUUUGGUUUUGCAUUUGUUGUAUCAGUUUGCGAGAAUGCAACUUAUAAAGCGAAGUAGCCAAAAAUAUUAAACAGGAUUGCUGAAAUUGAUUCCAAUUGAACUUACAUUGAGAAUUACUGGCUCCCAAUUCUUUGUUAUUUGCUGAUAUAAUUGUGAUUUAUCGGUAAAGACAAUGAAAUUGAAUUGCUUAAAAAAAUCUAGCAUUUCAACUGAGAAAUUGGUAAAGUAGAACAUAAAAUACUAAACUGAUGUGUUUCUGAAACUUUGAAUGCUUUUUAACAACAAAACCAGGAUGUUGCAUCGCAAAGCAUGCUGUCUAGCAUUUUAAAAAAUAACAGUUCAAAUCUGUAACAGAGAAAAACCCCAACUUCUGCAAAUCUGACCUCUAGGGAAUCUCAAAUGAACCAGCAGAAAAUGUUUACAUAGGCAAUGUGAAUGGUUUAUGCAAAACCUGGUGGUUUUGUAACAGGAAACAUUGUUGUUAUCAAUUGUUUUGACGUCUACCACCAACACCAUACAAACUGCUGUAGAGCUUUUUAAAAUCUUCCAUGAAAAACCACCUCCAGUAUCUUUUUCAUCGACUGCAUGAUUUAUAUAUUUGUUAAGGUGACAACUGGCACCCUGGAAUGGCAAAUAAUAUCCUCAACAACACAUCUGUUACCAGAACAUCCAAUGUCAUCGUUGCAUCUGUUGAACUCCAACAAUCAGACAGUAACACUCAUCACGGUCGUGCUUAGUACCAUCUGCACCCAGCUGUAAACUCUCUGAAAUAUCUUCUACACUGCCUGUAUGCUGCAUAUUUGCCAAGUGUUCAGCACCUUCUAAUUCUACAAGCAACUUCAGUCUCCUUUGCACUUGACAGGUAAUAUUGUUUGAAGAAAGUGAUCAGAGAUACUGUCAGCUUUUCACCACUACAAUGACUCUGCAAAUGGUCUCAGAGAAUAUCAAAACUGGACUCAUCUACCCAGGCUUUUCUUUAUUCAAUUUUAACGGUGAGGUCUUCUUUUUUGGUCAGAAAGGGUGGCCAAAAAGAUCGUGCAGCACUGGAGUUUUUCUUCUUCAUCUCAAAGGCCAUAGUUUCAGACUGAAAGCGGUUUCAUUUUCACCUGACUCCUGUUACCUUCCCCCAUUGCGUUGUCCUGCAAUAACACAUUACUCAGAUCCCUCAGAGCCUAAGAGCCCUUUAUAUUUAAUCCAUGGCGGGAGAGAUCCAAAUAAUGACUUGUCUAAUUCACUUUAUUUAAUGAUGGUUUACAGCAGCACUGGCAACAAGAGAACAUCACUUCGUUGCAUUGAAAAAAAUCUUGAAGGAGACGUUCCCCAAGGAAGAUAUGGUCACAGCAUCAAUGUGGUUCAGUGCAAGGGGCAAAUGUUAUGUGUCUUGUUUGGGGGUAGACGUUUUCGGCCCCCAGGGCAAAGAACCACGGAAAACUGGAACAGUGUAGUUGAUUGUUUGCCGGAAGCUUUUCUGAUUGAUAUAAACACCGGCCACUGCACGUCCCACAUACUUCCCGAAGUAGAGGAUGGGUUUUCAUUUCAUAUCGCCAUUGCAAAAAUUGACAGAGUGUACAUAUUAGGUGGUCAUUCAAUUGAAACUAAUCGUCGCCCUACAAGGUUGCUUUGUCUGAAGGUUGAUUUAUUAGGGACUUCUCCAAGUGUACAGUGCACAGUACUGCAAGGCGGCAUUUCUGUGUCCAGUGCAAUUGUGACCCCAGCUGGAAAAGAUGAAUUCAUAAUUGUGGGUGGCUACGAGUCCGAGAUCAAGAAGCGAAUGAUUUGCAAUACCAUCACUGUGGAGAACGACAACAUUCAGAUUUUGGAAAAGGAGCCCCCAGCAUGGACCACUGAUAUUAAAGCAAGCAAAACCUGGUUUGGUAGCAGCAUGGAAAGUAAUGCAGUGUUAAUUGGCAUUCCCGGAGAAAGCAAACAAGAUGCAGCCGAGGCAAACUUCUUCUACAUAGCAAAAUUUGGGCAAUUAGACGAAGAAAGUCAAAUUCCUUGUAGUCAAGAAUCCUUUACUGAUCCAGAAGAAUGCAGCACCUUUGAAGAUUCAGAAGAAUUUAACUUUGAAGUAGAGGGCGAGGGUUCUGAUGAUGCAGAGAACCGAGAUAAUGCUGAUGAGGAAGGUUAUUGGAUUAAAUGCAGCUCCACAUGUAAUGUGAACGUCAACAUCUGGGAACCUUAUUACUCCACAGAAUUAAAUAAACCUGCAAUGAUUUUCUGCUCGAGUGGAGGUGAUGAUGGACACUGGGUACAUGCCCAGUGCAUGAAUCUUGCAGAGUCGCAGCUGAUUCAGUUUUCUCAAGAAAACACACAGUAUUUUUGCAAUGAGCAUUACAUCGAUAGAGGAAUUCAAACGCCUCAAAAGAAGAAACAGAUAAAGCGAACACCAAUUAAAUCUCCGCGUAAGAAAUCACCAGCCACUCUGAAAAGGACACCAAUGAAGAAAAGCUUUCUGAAGAGACUAUUUGAUUGAAACUGUAUGGAAAUGACUGACAAUUAAAUCAUUUGCAAUUUAACAUCUGGGGUCGUAGCAAUAUUCGUGCUUUCUGAUGUCUAGCUUACGCUAAACUUGUCUUCAGAUAACAAAAUCUUUUUAUCAUUCCUCAAUCUUGGGAACAUAAGUGAGUGGAGUCCAGAAGUGGAACAGUGUAUGAUUAAGAUUUAUAUUAUUAUUUGGGGACUUGGGUUCUAAAGUAGAUGUAAAUGGGUUUUUAAUUUUUAGAUCUGUAAGGAUUAGAAACCCAUAGUUUUUGAGGUGGAUCAAAUUGAUUUUCUAAUAAAUCCUAAGACAUAAACUAAAUUACUCAAAAUUGAGUUCUGAGGAAGGGUCACCGGACCCAAAACGUUAACUCUGCUUUCUCCUCCACAGAUGCUGCCAGACCUGCUGAGCUUCUCCAGCAACUUUGUUUUUGUUCCAAGAUAAGUGUACAGACUAUAUAUACAACACACAACAAAUGAUGAGCUACUAGUCAAACCCCUGUCAGCAUUACAUAGUCUACAUGGUAUGGAUUCUUUCUUGUUAACUGAAACAAUGUACUUUUUCUUAUUUAACAAAAAGUCUAAUAGACUUGUCAUGUGAUCCAACGAUACCAUCAUACUAUGCAAUGUCGAUAUACUGCAGAUGCUGGAAUCCUGAAAUAAAAAGUAAACUGGAAAUGCUCAACAGGAAAGACAGUCUCUGUACAGAGAGGUCAAAGGCGUCUCAUUCAGAACAAAAGUUCAAAAAGAUAUAAACAAAAUGUUCUGACAAUAAGUCAUCGGCCCAGACUGUUUUCCUGUCCCAAACUGUUAGAUUUUCCCAAUAUUAGAAUCACAGGAUCCCAGCAAUACAGAAAAAGGCCAUUUAGCCCAUCGAGUCUGCACCAACCCACCAAAAAGCAUCCGAUCCAAACCCCUAUCCAAUCCCUGGAACCCUGCAUUUCCCAUGGCUAAUCCACUUACCUGCUUAUCCCUGGACACCACAGGGCAACAUAGGAUGGCAAAUCCACUGACCUGCACAUCUCUGGCCUGUGGGAGGAAACCAGAGCACUCAGCAGAAAUGAGGAGAACAUGCACACAAACAGUCAACCCAGGCUGGAAUCAAACUCAGGCCCUGAUGCUGUGCCACCAUGCCACACAUAUUCUAAGAGUAGAUGAGAUAGGAAGGCAGAUUCCAUUCGCUCAACCUGUAGUACACCCUAGGGGAUUUGGGUAGGCACGGCUGGGAGACCCCAGUGUAGUGGGGAACAGAAUUGAAGCAGAGAGACUGGGGAGGCUACGGAGUGCCAUCCCAAAGAAGGCGCCUCUUUCCUAGUUGAUAGCAAAUCUAACUGACAAAUAUGCAGACCUUCAACACUAGCUUGGGGCUGUAAAGCUCACCACUGCCUGUUUAUAUUUCUCUCCUGGGUUAUAAAUUACGUAAGACUCUCAGCACACAAUAAGGGCCGGUGGGACACAUUUAAAUGCAAUAAAUGGUGUAAACAAGAACUAAUAUUCAAAUGAUGCUGAGAUUGAACAUGAGAUUUGUUGCAUAAUCUUUUGCUAUUUUGUAAUGUUACCUCUAAUGGUUUUUGGCUUUACUGUUCUGGAUGUAACAUUUGAUGCAGUUUUAAAGAUUGUUUUGCAAACUUACUUUUGGU
Messenger RNA from Stegostoma tigrinum, 6017 nucleotides. It is a transcript of the gene rag2, whose product is annotated as recombination activating gene 2. Lineage: Eukaryota; Metazoa; Chordata; Chondrichthyes; Orectolobiformes; Stegostomatidae. Gene Ontology annotation, biological process: V(D)J recombination. The record is from RefSeq and is a predicted model, not a curated record. The coding region runs from base 2813 to 4372 and encodes 519 amino acids. The transcript has 3 exons. Gene Ontology annotation, molecular function: protein binding; sequence-specific DNA binding. Gene Ontology annotation, cellular component: DNA recombinase complex; nucleus.